AUAGUGUGGCCUUGCAGUAGCAGAAAAAUGGGGGACCACUCCCCAUCUCCUGUGUUUGCAUUGUCUCCUAGUGUGACUGGUCCUCGGGGUACAAUCUUGGAUUGGGACUGCUAUGCCCCCUUAACUCUCCAGACUGGGCUGUCUCUCAUAAUACUUGACUUGUGACAGUAGCAAAUCUCUCCAGGUGCUGUUAACACUUAGCCACUAGCAUGCAAGAUACACCCAGAUAAGUUAAAUGAAUGCUGUGCAAGCCACUCAUGAGCUAUACAGAGGGAAACACCAGCAAAUGCCCUACCGUCCUGCACCCCAGAAAUGUACCAUCUUACAUGGCUCAGGAUCUUCUCAGUAAUUAAUUCAUCACUUAAUCAAAGGAUAAUGGAUAUGUACCAGCUAAUGUAAUCUCAACCACUUUAGACAAACUCACUGCUUUCCUAGUGCUUUUCAUCUCCUUUAAACCUCAAACAUGGACACCGAACCUGAGGUAAAGAAAGAGAAGAAGCAGCAUCAGCAUCCUUUCUACUGCAAUAUUUGCAAAAUCUCGUGUGCUUCUGCAUUAAACUUGCAGACUCAUUUCCUUGGAUUCAAACACAAGACGGUUGAAGAAGCUCUAAAAGCCCAUGGCAUUGUUAAAACUGUGGGUGGAAUAGGGGACCAAGCGAAAGCACCUAUAAAACUUCCUGAUUAUGUUCAAACUGAGCCAGAGAAGUUUCAAGGACAAACCUUGGAAGAACAGCUUAAUACAUGUAAAGAUUCAGAACCUGCACUUGGACUUGAAUAUAUAAUUGAAUACCGAUCAAAAGAGAAUCUCCUUGUUCUCUACGAGUGUCAGCUGUGCCACUGUCAAACGGGAUUGAGUAAUAUGUUCAUGCAUGUUUAUGGCUCUAAACAUAGACUGGCAUAUCUGACAAAACAUUAUCCUGAGAUAGUGGAAUCUGAUGAAAUUAGAGGUCGAGGUUCAGAACUGAACAGAAGGCUUAAACAAGUAGCUGCAGUUAUUGAAAAGAAGGAGGGAAGAAAACAAAUAAAGGUUGUAACGGAUCCUCCUGUUAUGAAGAGAAAAUGGCAAGAAUAUGGCUACCAUUCAAAAGCUAAGGUUCAGCGUGUAUAUGCUUCAACUAGCAAUGAAGGAAAGGCAGACGGUGAUGCUGAUAAGGAUAAACAGAUCACAGAUUCUACUCAAAGUUUACCUUCUCAAGAUGGAAAGGAUACUCAAGAUGAACAGGAAAAAAGCCAAAAAGAACAACUGAAACCAGCUGAAAAGCUAAACGCUAACAAUGCUGAUGAAAGCAACAAAGCUGAUGAAAACAGCAAAGGCAACAAGACUGAGUGUGAUGACAGCAAACAAUCAAAAGGUGAAGACAAGGAAGUCCAGGAUAAAGAGAAAGAUGAUGAUGAAAUAAAGUCUGAAGAAUUCACUAGCCAUGAAGAACUACUAGGAUAUUUGCAAAGCUUUGAGAUACUGACUGAAGAUGAUGCAUCCUUUAUCCUAAAGGUUACACAAACUCUUACGAAUGCAUUGGUGGAAUAUCGGCAACAGGGUGCACCAACAAAUGACUCUUUAGAUUCUGAACCAAAUCAAGAAAAAACAAUUGAACAUUCAACAGAACAAUCUGAUGCGACUUCGGUGGAUAUUAGUGACGCUAAGACUGGGUUUUCAGCAAAUUAUAUGUCAGACAGGAGGCAGCAUCCUGCCCAACAACCAUAUGACAGCACAGCAGCAAAGUCUAAUGUUAGUGGAACAUUCAUGAAAAAGGAUUCACCAUCAGUGAACUUUUCAAAAAACAAUGCUACAGAUUGGAAACGUGGGACUUUUCAAUCCACGUUUAGAGUAUUAAGUAAUGAAGAGUCCUUAGAGUCUGCUUCUGCUACUGAAGAGCAGUGUCCCUCCUCUUCUCAAAACAUGUCUAAUAAAAAGUUUUUAUCUGCUACUGAGAGAGAUGCACCCCAAAACUCUUUACCUGACUCUUUGAGAACAUCAUAUGAAAACGAUGUCACUACUGAAUUUUUCAAUAGUGUAAGAAAUAUGGAUGCUGCUGAGGUUACGGCUACUCUACAGAAAAUAGCAGCCACAAAUCCAGCCUUCAGAGGUAUUGACAUUCCAAAUGUGAUAAGGAUCUUGACUGAAAGUGGGACUCUUAGAGCACCAAACAGCAACAGUGUGCAGUGAUAAAGGAAAACAAGAAGUGAAAUUAAUAUUGUAAUGUGUAAACUGAAAAUUUGUCACUUGUAUGCAAUUAAUUUCAGUGUAUUCAAACUCUGUACAGUGUUACUUGUUAUAUCUCCAGAGUAAUAGUUCGAAUUUGCAGAUUUGUGUGUUAUAUUUAUUUCUCCCAAUAGCUGGAAUUUCUGUAUUUGUGUUGAUUAAAAAAAAUAUUUUUUCUUUGUUAAAGAUAAUCACUUUUGAAAAUUACCCCUAAAAAUGGUUUAGCUAUAUCUAGGCUAGAAAGCUUUUGGGUUUUACAUAGUGGAGGGCUGAUCUUUUUUUCCUAAUUCUUCAAAAAAAUAACUGAAGAAAGGAAUUGCAUGGGUAGAGUAGAAUAUACAAGCUUGAACCUUCUAGGUCAUUAGUUCAAAUUUGACUCAAAAUUAUCUAUAUCCGAAAGAUGCUUCCUUUUGCAGCUAAUCUUUGGCCACUGGACCUGAUCCAAAGCCCCCUUUUAGCUAAGAGAGAGACUCCCAUUGACUUAUGUGGGCUUUGGAUCAGGCACUAUCAUGUGUGAAAUAAGAUUAUAGUGUCAGUCUGGUUCCUGGUUGAGGUGUCCAAAUUGCAUGAAACCCAUCAGUAUUGGAAACUUAAUUGGAAGACUCAACAAACAGGCCAGAGAUUGAAGUGUGUCUCCAAGGGAUUUAGUCAGAUCAUGGUUGAGAUACAAUGCAGUGAUUUUUAUUUGCUCAGUGAGAAACGUAUCCCAAUGGUUAUCGCUGCCUGCUGUGUCCUGCAUAAUAUCUAUGAAGCAAAGGGGGAGGAUAGUUGCUGCUGGGAUGGAGGGCGGAGGUGGAGCGGUGGUCUACCGAGUUUGAAGUGCUGUUAGAAGAGCUCUACACAGAUCCAUACAGCUCAGGGAGGCUUUGAAAAGAGCACUUUAACCAGGGCUUUGGAGCGGAGCCCGGAGCUGGAGCGCGGAGCAGUGGAGCUGCAGGUUUUUGCCUGGAGCUGGAGCGGAGCUGGAGCACAGCUCCAAAGCCCUGAUAUCAGUGAGCCACAGUAAUGUGUUGUGGUGUACUGAGCUGUAGCUGGCUCUGCAGUUUGGGGGCUUGUUAGGAAUUUUGUGGUGCUUGCUAUACAUUUAUGAUUAUUACACUGUUUGCCACUGAUACUUAUGAGUUGUGUCCAAAUAGUUAUUGUAGAAGUGCUUUCACUAGCACUAGGCAUUCUGCAACACAGGUUGGGAACUAAUAAAGAUGAUUUAUUUUCCAAACAAUUA
Molecule: messenger RNA, 3425 nt
Organism: Chrysemys picta bellii (western painted turtle)
Lineage: Eukaryota; Metazoa; Chordata; Testudines; Emydidae
Cellular component (GO): precatalytic spliceosome
Molecular function (GO): single-stranded RNA binding; zinc ion binding; double-stranded RNA binding
Source: RefSeq, a predicted model, not a curated record